Molecule: messenger RNA, 1140 nt
Organism: Helianthus annuus (common sunflower)
Lineage: Eukaryota; Viridiplantae; Streptophyta; Magnoliopsida; Asterales; Asteraceae
Exons: 2
Coding region: 1-1140 (379 amino acids)
Molecular function (GO): nucleic acid binding; zinc ion binding
Source: RefSeq, a predicted model, not a curated record
AUGACAGAUUCAGAAAGGGAAAAAGGAACUUCAAGUCAUGAUGAAGAACAAAAAUCAGAAAGUUCAAGUGAAGAUCAAACGACAGAAAGUGAGAGCUCAGAAAAUUCAAGUGAUGAAACAAAUGAAAAUCAAAAUUCAGAAAGUUCAAGUGAAGAUCAAAGCUGCAGUGAUUCAAGUUACGAAGCAAGUGAAGAGCAAAAUUCAAGCGAAUAUCAAACAUCAGAAAGUUCAUCAGAUACUGACAAUGAUGAAGAAUGUUCAGAAGAUGAAAGUCGAGUUGACAAGAAAAUGAAGAAAGCAGAAAACUCAAGAAACUCAUCACAUAUAUCAUCUUCCAACACCAAAAGACCCAGACGUAAACGAUGUUUUCGCUGUGGUCAUUUAGGACAUACAGCGAAACAUUGCAAAAAGAAAAAUUUUCCUAAACCAGAAUAUGAUUUUGUUGAGAACUUCAUGGAUCAACUCGAUUAUCUUAAGAAAUCUGUUAAAAAUCUGAAUAAACUCCAGAAAUGGCUCCGCAUGCUCAUGGAGUACAUCUGGCAUGUCGACAGCGGAUACUCAAGACACAUGACAGGUUUGAAGGAACUUCUGAAGAACUUUCGCUUUAUUGAUGGAGAUUUUGUGUCUUUCGCUGGAAACGAAAAGGGAGGGAAGAUCGUUGGAAUAGGAGAUGUGGUGUUUGAAGCUCUCACGCUAGAAAAUGUCAACUGUGUUCCAGAACUGUGUUACAAUCUCAUGAGUGUAUCACAAGUCUGCGAUAAAGGAAUAUCAGUGCUUUUCAACGACAUGGAAUGCCUGUUUCUCAAACCUGAAUAUGUCAUUCCUGCAGAAAUGAUCAUGCUCACUGCUCCAAGACAAAACAACACAUACGUGCUCAACAUGAAAAAUGCCAAGACAAAUGAUAACUUGACCUGUUUAAUUUCAAAAGCUUCAGAAUCGGAAUCACUGCUCUGGCAUAGGCAAUUGGGGCAUGUAAACUUCAAAAAUAUGAACAAACUCUCUAAAUUAAACUUAGUAAGAGGUCUUCCUGUAAAAGAAUUUCCUUUUUCUGAAAAAUGUAUAGCAUGCGCCCAAGGAAAGCAACACAAGAAAUCGCACAAGUCCAAAGCAUUGAACAUGAUUUCUGCACCUCUUCAGUAG